This is a messenger RNA of Symbiodinium sp. CCMP2456, 249 nucleotides long. Lineage: Eukaryota; Dinophyceae; Suessiales; Symbiodiniaceae. The record is from the annotation of a GenBank genome assembly.
AUGCUCGCCUCCCGGGGUGUCGGCUUCAUCGCAUUGAACAUCCAGUGUGAGAACGAGGAGAAGUGGUUUCGCAGAUGGGAGCAAGAGAAAGCAGAGAUGCAAAAGGCCGAAGCAGAGGCAAUGGCCAAAAUGGAGGCGCUGCUGCAGAGUCAGAAAUCCGAAGCUGAUGAAACGAAGAGCGCCUCUGAGAAGAGUCGGCCACCCACCGGCUCGGUCAAGUCCGGGAAGUCGGCGAAGUCGACCUCUUGA